AAAAGCCAACUUUGACAUUUCGCUCAAAUCAAUGCAUUCAUUGAUCUGAAAAUAAGACUUCUUUUGAAAAAUAAUGGCAAAACAACAAGGCAAAAUAUAUUUGGGCUAUGAAGAUGAAACAAUUGGUGACAAAAAUCAAACCCUAUUGAAUUAUACAGUGAAUAAAAUCGGAGGACUGCCCGACUGGCCACCUCUCGAAAAUCUACAAAUUUCAACGAAAUGUCCUCUUUGUGGUCUACAUAGACUUCUUGUAAUACAAUGUUAUGCACCACUUGAGAAUUCUAUUUAUCAUCGCACUCUGUAUGUUUUUGCGUGUAUAAAUCCUAAUUGUUGGAUUCAGUCUGAAAGUUGGUUAUGUGUAAGAAGCCAGUGCCAAGAUAAUUCCUCAAAGGAAUCGAGAGCUAUUGUUACCCUCCCUACUCCGGAUACUACAUUGUCAUGGUGCCAGGGUGCUGAUGAAUGGGAUGAGAAUGACAAUGCUAAUGGUAAUUUCAUGAAUGUUGACAAUGCUCCUAGUCCCAACAAUGCUGUGCAGAGAAAUUCUGAUGAAGAUGAAGAAAGCAAUUCAUAUGAAUUGGAAAAUGUGGAACAAGCUUUUGGAAAUCUCCAAGUAUUUGAUGCUCACAAUGCGAACAUGUCACCUAUACAAGGAGCUAUGGGUGCUAUUGGAGCUCCAGCAGCUGCAGCAGAGUUAGAGGGAGGUGAUGAACCGGGAUUGGUUACUGUUGACACCCCUACAGCUCCUACCAAUGACAUUGAGGCCUUACUGCAACAAACUGCAGAACUACCUCCUGACUUGAGAAGUCGACUGAUGUGUGGACCAGUACAAUUUGUGCCGAAAUAUAUUUAUGUUGAAGAAGAGUGGAGGAAAUCAAUGGGCAAUGAUGAUAGAGCUAAUGAAUUGUUAAAUAAGUAUAAAAUUGAAAAUGAAAUUGAAGUAUGUCCAGGUGUGGACCGUGUUGUGGGUGGUUCUGAUGAAGAACCUUAUGAAGAAGCAGCACCACUACAUGGUGACAGAUUGUUCCAUGCCUUCAUAACAAGAUUACGCAAUCAUCCAGGACAAAUACUUAGGUAUUCUAGGGAAGAACCUCCUAUCUUAGGUGCUCCAUUGCCAAGUACUGCAAGCACCCCAGAUACUCCGAAUAUGCCAACUAUUUGUUCACGCUGUGGAGCUAGGCUCACCUGUGAGCUACAACUUGUGCCUGAGUUUGCUGAAACACUCCGCUUGCAACCUACCAACUUGUCUCUAGCACACCUACAUUUUCUGUCUGUAUUGAUAUUUACUUGCUCACAAAGUUGUUGGCAAUCAUCCGACACUCUGGUAAAAGAAUUUGUCGUAUUUCAACCUGAGGUUGUUUAAAAUAAGCAUUUGUUUAUCUCGUUAUUUUUUGCUCUUGUGAACUUCUUAAAGUUAAGUUUAAUAUUUGCAUUUACGAAAGGCGAAUUUGUUGUUAUGACAAACAAUAUGACAUGGUAGACACAAGGCUGGAUAAAGAAGACAGUGAAAGGCUUAGCAAUAACAUAAAUGUUUGCAAUAUGAUCACAAUUUUAUCCGUGACUUAUAUUUAUUAGUGUACUGUGAUCGUGAUUUUUCCACUAGAAUGUAAUUAUUGAUUUCAAUAUAUUAGAUGUUUAUGAAAGUCAAUAAUUGUUAUUUCUAAUAUUAUAUUUAUAGUGGACUUAUGUCUAAAGUAAGCUUAACUUCUUAUUUGCUGUAUAUUAUAAUACAUACAUUUACUCGAUAUUUUUUAUGCUAAUAUAAUAACGAACCUUUUGAUUAAUUUUGGAAUGUUGCCAUGUUUGCUAUAGUUUGAUUUUUCUAUGACAUAGGUAUUACACUUCAGGAAUUUGCAAGAAUUUAUACUAUCAUGUACUUCAUUUUGCAUUUUGAAUGCAUUGUUAUUGGAGCUUUCUCACAGUUUGUAGGAAAUCGAUGUCUAGUAUGGCAUUUUACAAUAAUUAUAGUGUGUAUAUUAAGUAAACAUCCUUAAAUGUCCAUUAAUAACUGCCAGGUAGAAUUAAGAUUAUUAAAAUAGAGUAAAAGUAAAGAAAGUAGGUAUGUGCUUUCAAUAGGUACCUAUUUAUUUUCAUUGGAAUUCUGUUUGUCAAUAACUAUAACCUAUCCAGUCAUCACAUCGUACCAACUCAAAAAGGCACGAAACUGCUUUAAAGUUUAAAUUAAGUAUAAUAUAAUAUUUAUAAAUAUUGAAUUGUUUAAAAAAUCUUUGAUAUUUAUAAAGUAUUUACUUAUUUCAUUGUUUUAUAAUAGUACCUAACUCAAAGAGUAUAAUGUGGGUACCUAACUAGGUAUGUACAUCUAUGAUUUAUGAAAUAAAUUAUAAUUUGCAAAAUAUGAAGGACUAACAACGUUAUUGGUAAAAAUUGUAAUAAUAUAG
Molecule: messenger RNA, 2396 nt
Organism: Spodoptera exigua (beet armyworm)
Lineage: Eukaryota; Metazoa; Arthropoda; Insecta; Lepidoptera; Noctuidae
Source: the annotation of a GenBank genome assembly